Messenger RNA from Vicia faba (fava bean), 816 nucleotides. The record is from the annotation of a GenBank genome assembly. Lineage: Eukaryota; Viridiplantae; Streptophyta; Magnoliopsida; Fabales; Fabaceae.
AUGUGCGCUUUCAGAUUAUUGACCAGGUUAUCGAACACCGCCUCUUACGUGAAAACUUCGAAACCCUAUCAGCAUCACACUCUCAGAACCCUUAUUUUGGAGUCUUCACCUUCUCAAUUCGUCAAGCUUCACAAACUCUCUGACGAAGAUUCUGGGAUUGUUGAGGUUAGGUUGGAUAGGCCUGAGGCUAAGAAUGCUAUAGGGAAAGAGAUGCUGCGUGGUUUAAGGGCUGAUUUAAAGGAGCGCAGAGCAAUGGAUCAAUCAGAGGUUAAGUUUUUUGUGAAUUCUCUUCGUUCGACGUUGUCAUUUCUAGAGGAAAUUCGUGUACCAACUAUUGCUGUUAUUGAAGGAGUAGCUCUUGGCGGUGGACUUGAAAUGGCUUUGGCAUGUGAUAUUCGAAUAUGUGGAGCAAAUGCUCUGAUGGGUUUGCCAGAGACAGGACUUGCUAUAAUCCCUGGGGCAGGUGGAACGCAGCGACUACCUAGAUUGGUUGGGAAAGCAAUAGCAAAGGAUAUUAUUUUUACUGGUCGAAAGAUUAAUGCCAUCGAGGCGCUAUCCAUGGGUCUUGUCAAUUACUGUGUUGCUGCUGGAGAAGCUCAUUCCAAAGCACUUGAAAUUGCUCGGGAUAUCAAUCAAAAGGGCCCUGUAGCAAUAAGGAUGGCUAAAAGAGCUAUUAACGAGGGCGUGGAAACAGAUCUAAGAUCGGCGUUGGUUUUGGAAGAAGAUUGCUAUGAUCAGGUGUUGAAUACCAAAGAUCGACUGGAAGGCUUGGCUGCAUUUGCUGAAAAGCGGAAACCAAGGUACACCGGUGAGUGA